CUCAAAAACCGGUCCUGUUGCACAUACGCAACAUAAGCAUUUUCAAGACUUCGGGUCGUGAAUGGCAGUUAUCAUUCUUGUAAGCCGAUUAGUUGUAGUUGACUUGAAGCGUGACCCUCGCGGCGGUGCCGGGGUAGGAUGAUAAACUUGGGGGGCAGUGAGACCCAGUGGCAUUUUUCAUAUAACGAACACCCCCACCAGGACUGGGGAAUACGGGCGGCCUCGUUUCUAUUUCUAGAGUGAGCUGAUUCAGACGGACAGCGUCCAACUUGGAAUGACAAAUCUAGAGCCACACUCCGUAGCACUAGAAGGGGUUUAAGUCAACUUUAAUACAACAAAAAAAAACAGGAAAAUGGAUAAUAAUUUACAAGAAGAUGGUGAUAGGGUCGAGCCCGAGAUUUCUGUCACAGAGUCACAGGAUGAUCCGUCUGAGGAAGGGGUUAUCGACGAGGAAGAUGACGUCGAAGAGCUCCACAACAGUCUGAAGCAGAUAGUGCAGGAUGAAGCUGUGAAGCCCAGGCUCCAGUGCGUGAUGAUGGACCCCUCCUUCUCCAUGGUGACGGUGCAGAGCGAGGACAGCGGGAUCGUGUGGGAGACGGCCUCCAGCCGCUGCUCCACCCCCUGGGCCUCCGAGGCCAGCUCCACCUCUGACGCCUACAGCCUGGAGGGCUCGGGCACCCAGGGCAAGAUCGUCAUCAUCAUGGACGAGGACAAAAUCAUCCGUAAAAGGAAAAAAAGGAGUGGCCGAGGCAAGCUGGGGGAGCGGCUGAGAAGACCAUCCUCCAGAAAUUUCCCUGGUGGGAACGAAAGGCCAGUUAUGACCGAGGUCUCUGUGCCUAAUGUGAGACCUGAAAACACUGAGGAAAAUGGCGAGUCUAAACUGGAUAAAGAACAGGAGUUAUUUAGCCUGGUGUCAGAGGGCUAUGAGAUACUUAACAUUUUAGUUCCUUCAAGACUCCCUACAGUCGAUGAAGAGGACAGCACUGAACUGGCAGACAACCUAUCUUAUCUGGAGGAGAACCCAAGGAUUAAAUCAACCACAAAAUAUGAACAAACACAUGAUGAAAUAGAAGAGGAUGACCAGGUAAUAGUACAAGUGGAAGUCAUUAAUGAAGAACCCUCUGCCCCAGCCUCGACUGAUAAACAAACUUUGAAGGAUGGAACCAGUGAUAUGGAUUAUUUUGAGAAGUUUACCUUGUUGGAUGAGCAUAUUCCAAGUGUGGAUGCAGAGGAGAAAACAGAAACAGGUGGAACUGAAGGAGACCAAACUUCCCCAAAUCAUGAGAAAGACGGUUUGUCAGCAUCUGAUGACACAUUUGUUUUUGUCACUGAUGUUGAAAUAGCGAGUGAGCAUCUCGAUGAGGUGUUUUAUGGUAAUGGACAAGAUGAACAUGGUAUCAACAGGCAAUUUGAGAAUGAGGAAGAAGACAGUACGGAUGAAAGGGAACCCUUAAAAUCUGUGGUGAAGGAGAGUGGUUCAUCCUUAUUUGGGAGUGAAGACACAAUUCUUACACCUAUUUUCCUGCCUGCUGGACCACCGAAAAUCAUAGAUCCCAUUCUUCUGGAGGAGCCGCCUGCAAUGUCAUUCCACUACUCAGAUCUCUACGAGGACGCAAUAGGUGUUAGAUUGAAAGAAGAGGAUAUGUCCGAUGUGGAGAGUGUAGUCUCUGAGAAGUCCCUACAAAGAAGGCUGUCGGACUCUGAUGAUGCAAGCGGAUACUUGGAAAAGUUUAUUUUAAAAGACGAGACUCCUCAGAUUGAGGAUGAGCCUGUAACAGAUGAUCCCCCAGAAGAAGGGGCCAGAUUGAUAUGGUCUCAAAGCAAAUUUGAGCUCACGGGCUGCCUGACUCGUGUAGAGGAAGAGGAUGACGUUAAGGAAGAAAAGGAAAAGGAAACAACUGCCGAAAGUUUUAGGAGAAGCCCAAUUCCAUGUGAAGAUGAAGACUGUGAUGCAGUCCUUAAGACCUCGGAGGACAAAACUGAAGAUUUACAGAGGCCUGAUCUGCAGGAGGAGAUAGCCAGGAUAGAGAGAAAGAGUCCAGAUGUGUGUAGUGAGGUUCUUGAAAGCCCAGUUCCAUGUGAUGAUGAAGAAUGUGAGGCAGUCAUUAAGACCUCAGAGGACAAAACUGAAGAUUUACAGAGGCCUGAUCUGCAGGAGGAGAUAGCCAGGAUAGAGAGAAAGAGUCCAGAUGUGUGUGGUGAGGUUUUUGAAAGUCCAGUUCCAUGUGACAAUGAAGAAUGUGAGGCAGUCAUUAUGACCUUGGAGGACAAAACUGAAGAUUUACAGAGGCCUGAUCUGCAGGAGGAGAUAGCCAGGGCAGAGAGAAAGAGUCCAGAGGUGUGCAAUGAGGUUUCUGAAAGUCAGGUAGAAGAUGUUGAAAAAACAAUUGAAGAUGACAAAACCGAGGCAGAGAGAACUGAGCCUUCAGUUUGUCUGGCAGAUCAGGAAAUAGAACUUAAACCUGAAGAAGCAUCUGAAGAAAUGGACAGUGUUAAGGAAAUCACCACAGAUUCAACAGAAGUAGUUGCUAAAAGCUCUGAAAUCAUAUAUGAGGAAGUAGUCCCCAGCAAAGAAGAAGAUCAAGUAAAAUCUGAUGACGCUGCAGUAGAUCAGGAGAUUGAAAUUAUGGAUCAAGAAAUACCCACUGAGAUUACGCCUGUGAUGCCUGAAAAAGUGUGUGAAGAAGUAGCCAGUGGUAGAGAAACUGCAGAAGAUAAAAUAGAGGAUUCAGCUGUAGCUCAGAGCCCUGAAAGCACAACAGAGGAGGUAGUACCAGAUACAGAUGAAAUUAACAGAACUGAAGAGGCUGCUUUAGAUCAGGAGAUCCCAAUUAUGCAGAAAGAAAUAGUCCCUGAAGUGACAGUUGUUAAGCCAGAAGAGACGUGUGAGGAAGCAGUCAUUGAUGAGGAAAUUGUCAAAGAGAAGGUGGCAGAAUCAGUAGACGUUGAGAGGCCUGAAAUUGUGCAUGAGGAAAUUGUCACUGACAGUGAAAAUAUUGAAAUGAGAGCUGAUCACGAAAGUGUAGAUCAGGAAGCUGAAGUGGCAGUUGUAGUUGUGGAGCCUGAGGAUACGUUCAAAGAUGCAACUGAGGAGCCAGAAAGCAUAGCACAUAAAAUAAUCACUGCCAGUGACAUUUCAAGAGGUGUUACAGAUGUGGAGAGCAAGGAUGUAGCUUGUUUAAAAUGUGAACCUCCAGAUGAUACUGUACCCACAUCUGAGAAAGAGCUUGAAGAAGAAUCCCCAGUUUUAGCGAUAGGAGCUAGAGAGGACCUGACUGAGCAGGAACUGUCAGAAACUGAACAGAUAAUUGAGAUGGAGCCUAAAACAUCAGCAGAUGACCAAACAUCGUUGAUCAAAGAGGAAAAGGAGCCUAUUUUGCUGGAGGACACUGGUCUCCAGCACUCAGAUGAUGGGAGGAAUUCUCUGGAAGUAGAGAUAGAAGCAGAGAGAGAUCACAUUGAUAAGGGAGCAGAUAGGGAACUUCUCACUAUUCAUGAGUGGCACAGAGAUGCCCAGUCCAAACCAAAUUUGGGACUUGGUGAAAAGAGGGAGAGGAUGUUCAGGUUGUCCCCACUAGUUAUGGCUGAAUCAGCAGAGGAUGGGGAGGAGGAUGAAGGCCUGAGGCCUGUGCUCAGGAGUUUCUCCCCUCAGGAGGACCUCUCUGCUUUCGGCGAAGACCCCGCACUCUUGGCGCCAGAGCCAUUCCAGUUUUUACACCACGAUGAGGAGGAGGAAGUGCCCAUGGAACUGGAUUACGAGGUCAUCACCCAGCAAGAGGCAAGGGAGCUCCCAGAACUGGAGACCGAAGAAGUCAAAGUCACAGAAGCUGAGGAACCUCCUGAUGAAGACCGCAAUUCCAUGCCAGAGGUGGACAGAGAUCAAGGGCUCGAGGCAGACUACGAAAUCAUUGAAUCCUUGAAGGGAAUCCCCCUGUCUGAGGCCGAACUGGCCGAAGCUGAUUUGAAAAGACAGACCCUCGACACCUUCUGUUUGGUCUGCCAGUGCCCAAUUUCAUCUGAAGAUAAACUCACAAGUAAACAUCAGGACCAUGAUGUCAUGACUGUGGAACAGGCAUAUGAGGAUAUAAGGAAUAAGCUGAGUGAGCGGAUAGCUGUCUUGCAAGAAAGAUCCGAAAAUGUUACCGACCUUGUGUCAGAACUUGAGUUGGCGUACAAUUCUGUAGAGGAGCACUGUAAAGCCAGCGAGCAGGGCCUGGAUGAGCAGAAUGAGGAGAUCAUGAGGAUGGUGAUGGAUCAGUACAACGACAUGUCCCACAACAUGGAGGAGGGGAAGAAGGCCAAGCUGGAGCAGCUCUAUGACCGCAUCGUCUCCUUCCAGGAGAGCAUCGACUCGGCCAAGGAAGCCCUGGAGAAGUCCACCAAGGAGAUCGAGGAGACGAAUCCUCUCACACUGGUGUCUUCAUCCAAAGACAUUAACACAAGCCUGACCACUGCUCUGGAUGCUGCCCUCUCAUUGGAGCUCACCCCCAGCGCAUUCCCUCUGUUUGAGGACUACGCCAAGAGCCCCCCUGGGAAUGGUCGGAAGGAACUGAAAGGAAUCCCAGUCCCUCAGAAGCCCCACCUACAGCCCCAAGAGCCCAGUUCCGCCACCAGCACCUCUGUCACUGUGUACUGGAGGGUCAACGAAGGCGACAUCAUCGACUGCUUCCAGGUCUACUGCAUGGAGGAGCCACAAGGAGCUGUCUCUGAGGAGUACAGAGUGACGGUGAAGGAGAGCUACUGUACAUUGGAGGACCUGGAAGCAGACAAGUGCUACAAGGUGUGGGUGAUGGCCGUCAACUACACGGGCUGCAGCCUCCCGAGUGACAAACUAUCCUUCAGAACCGCACCUUCUGUUCCCGCGAUCGACACUGAGCGCUGCACGGUAUGCUGGGAUUCUGCCACCAUUCGCUGGAGCCCCACCCACCCAGACGCAGCGGAGUGCUACACCCUGGAGUACUGCCGCCAAUACGCCUGUGAGGGGGAGGGGCUGAGAUCCAUCUCUGCGAUACGGACAUGUGAGCAGAAGGUUCUCCUGCACCCCAAUGAGAAUUACCUCUUCUACAUCAAAGCCGCAAAUGCUUUCGGAGCCAGUGAGCAGAGCGAGGCAGCUCUCAUCUCCACCAGAGGCACCAGGUUCCACUUCCUGCCGGAGUCGGCUCACCCGGCUCUGGAGCUGUCUGCAGACCGGACCACAGUGCGCUAUCCUGAGGAGGCCUACAGCCUGCAAACAUCCACCAACGAGUGUGUGGAGAUCCAGGGGGAGCUGCUGCCUCCUCGAGGGCACCAUUACUGGGAGACGGCGGUGGACGGGAGCGAUGCCUACAGGAUCGGCGUGGCGUACGCCUCACCCGCCCGGGACUGCCCGCUCGGAGAGGACAGCACGUCAUGGUGCCUUCACUGUGUUCCCACGGCAACCAGCUGCAGGUUCGAGCUCCUGCACGACAGCACGCAGACGGCCAUCUUCACGGUGGAGGUGCCCGUGAGGGUGGGUGUCCUCCUGGACUUCCUGCGCGGGCGGCUGUCCUUCUUCAACGCGCAGAGCGGGCAGCUCCUGGGCUCGCACUGGCACCGCUUCUCCCGCGGCUGCCAUGCCCUGCUGGCCCUGGAGCAGCCUGGGGCCCUGGGGCUGGGCAUGGUCUCCGAGGUGCCCGAAUUCGCCAAGCACUGACCCAUGCCGCGCUCGCCACAUCCACCCUAAACACGGCCUGCAGAAAAAUACAGCUCAAGGUAGCCGGUUAAUCAGUUCAGACCGGUUCUCAGCUCGACAUGGUGGGGCUGGUUAACCAGUUCAGACCGGCUCCCAGCUCAACAUGGCUUAUCUGGUUGACCAGUUCAGGCCAGCUCCCAUCUUGGCAUGAUUUAACCAGCUCAAGCUAUGUUUUGAAACAGCUCAGACAGGCUACCAGUGUAAGUUGGUAGACCAGCUCAUACCCAGCUAGACCAGCUUAUGACCAGCUUGACCAGCUCAAUUUUCAAGCUGGUUAAGCUGGUUUAGCUGGAUUUUACGGCAGGGCGUACAUCAAUCACAUUGACCCAAAAUGUAUACAUCAACCACCUCAGCAACGUGUACACAGCAACAUGAUUGUGUUCAGAUUUUAUGAGCAUAGAAACAUUGGUUUAUUGAUUUAUCACAGUUGCGUAGUACUGUAAAUUCAUACUUUUUUUGUUUAUAGCAGUGUAGUGUUUAGCAGUGUAUUGAAGCACUGCUAAACACUUAACUAAGGUUAUGUGCAAUGGUUAAGAUGGUUUCAGAGAAAAAACAACUGUAAAUAUUUUUAAGAGAAUAUCUUUAACAGUGUAAUUCAUAAAAGAUUAGAGGGCUUUCUCACCGUUUAGCCUGCCUCUAUGUUGCACUUAGCAUUAGCUGUGAGUAGUGUGAUAGUGUGGUCUUCGUGCUGGUCGCUUGUGCAGUGAAUGGAGCUAAUGCACGUGUCCGCAACUCUGUGAUAUCAGCCAAUAUCGCCUUUGGAGAGAAAAGUAGGCUGUUGGUUAACAUCAGUCAGAGCCUGGCAACAGGUGGCAGCAGACUCCAUUUCGCUGUCCAGGAGAGCAUCAUCACCCUGAAAAGCAGGCUGUCACCCUUUCAUCAUAUGAGACUGACAGUGACACCGGCAGCCAUUUUUUUAUCAGUGAUGAAGAGAUGAUCACGGGUGAUGAAAGUUGUUGGGGCACUGAUUUAGUGGUGCUGAAUGAAAGGCUUCUGUGUCUGUGGAAUGGCAUGACUGUGGUCAGAGAUGCAUCUGAGACCUGAGAGAAUGAGCAGGUAUCUGCUGAGAAUAAACCUUUACAUUUUUUGGAUCCGUAAGCCUUGCUCAAGUAUAUUAAUGAUGAACAAAAAUUGUUAUAGAGAUAAGAUGAUAGAAAGUUGAAUAUAAGGUAACUAUAGUAGAACAAUAGACAUUGAGGACAAUGCACAAGUCCUGACUUUUUAGAUUCUUGAUGAGGCAGCCAAAAGCAACUAUUUUGGCAGAGUGCACAACAAGAGUGUACACUAUGAGGCCUGCAUGGGUCUGUGCAUGUGUGAAUUCAAUUAAUGUGCUUCAUUUAUUCUACAAACACACACAUUCUUCAGCGAAUGAGGGCAGAUUUGGCUGAAGAAUGAACACAGUUGUGUGUGAAGUGUGUUUGAGAUGUAAUAUGAGCAAUUUUUGUUCAUUUUCAUCUUCACCUUUUUUGGGUUCUCAGCACUUUGAAACCAAGGCCACUUCAGCUAAAAUGUUUUUAGAUCGAAAGGAUGUAUUUGAAGUAUUUAUUAUUUCAUCAUUGUAGUUGUUUUGCAUAUGGAAAAAAAAAGUUUUUUUCAUAAACCAAUGUCUCGGUACUCCCUGUCUAUGAGGAAAAGUAGGCAUUGGCCUUCAUAUUUAAUUUCAACAUGUGUGCCAAAUUAUUUUGCUCAAAUUAUAUUUUUACAUGAUGGCAUAUAUUACUGCAUUGGUUUGUAGCGUAUUCAGGUGGAAUCUGAAAAUAAAAGAUAUUCUGCAGGCUUUGUUUUAAUUCUUGUAUUUGUUUUUCAUUAACAAAGCUUUCUUAAAGCAGGGUUUGAGGCUAUUGAUCCAUUAUUGUGUCCAUGGCAAUAGCUGAAUAUGUUACAUUUUUACGUUGUUACUGUAGACUUCAACUGCCUACUCCCUCUCAAACUCACAGCACUAGAAUAUAGAAGCUACCCAUGUUUUCAUAGUCGUGUUACCUUGUUAAGGACUGUUGGUCAGGUGUCAAACGUAGGAGAGGUGCAUGUCUGUUUGACUGUAGUUGACCUUUUCUCAUAAAAAUUUAAAACAAGUUGCUAAAAUUGUAAUAACUUUUUUUCACCAGUGUGCAUGCAGUUUGCAUAUUGUUCUGUGAAUAUUGUGUUUUGUGUAAAUACGCUUUGUACUUGGAGUGCCACAGUUUUCUUUCAUUCUUGGCCAAAAAAUCAUCAUAAUCUAUGAUGUUUUCUGAUUUAGCAUGGGGGAGGGGGGAAGAGUGGCUAAAGGAGGAUCACACUUAACAUUGUACAUUGUGUAUUUCUGAAUUGUAUAAUAGUUCCCUUUAAUGUGUAGAUGGUCAUUGGUUGAUAUAAAAAGAUGCAUUCAUAUACAUUUCAUGAAUUAAUAUUGUAAAAUGAAUCAUCAUUAUGAGAAAAUGUUUUUUUCUUUCGAAUUAUGAAAAUCAGUGAUGGCUGUCUUAUAUAAGAAGAAUUCUUUUUUUAGACAAAGACUUAUUUUUAUAUACAAAAGCCGUUAUUUAGAUAAAUUGGUAGAUAUCUUUGGAUCGGUAAUCUUGGAUAUUAUUAGAAUCUAUUAUAACAACAUGCGUGUAUACAAUCUUGGGUAGCUUUACAAGCACAUGAAACACAGCUACAAGACUGGGCUGCGUUUCCCGAAGCCUUAACGCUACGUCGUUCGUAAGUUAUACCUUAAGCUCUACCUUAAUGUUUCAGCGUGUUUCCCGAAACGUUCUUAGCUAAGUAUACCUUCUGUACGUCGCACUUUCGUAAGUUGGUCUGGACCACUCUUAGCUAUACCUUAGCGAUGUUGUCGGCUCACUUCGCUAGUGGCCACCACUGUUACGACCGCAAGCCUCUGAAAUCAGCUGUCGUAGUUAGCUACAUCUCAAUAGUGUACAAGCAAUAUGUACACUAAUAAUUCUACAGUUGUAGUUGGCUAAUAAUAUUACUAAAAUAACACGUGUUGCACUCUAUUGAACAUUAUCUAUUAUCUAUUGCUUAAUUGCCUUUUAAAUUACAUUUAUAAAUUGACGAUUUCCCACUCCCUCUGUGGGCUGGAGCGAUUCUUGUUCUUUCUUUGUUUUGUUGGGACACCGUAGUCCUAAAACUGGAAAAUAAUUCCCACGCCACGUCCUCUAACAAUGUCUCCAUUUCGUUUCCUGUGAAGCUGACUGCUUUUUUCUUUGUUUUUUUUCCGCCAUAGUUUAUGUUGUUUUCUUGUUGGAGUGUUUUGCUUGUUGGUGCGCUUUUAUUGAAAACGUCAAGAAGAGUCAGCUAAUAAUGAAUUACACCUGUAAUGUUAUGGUACUUCUGGCAAAUCAAUCCUGAUUGCAAAGUCAUGUAAGGCACCAUGGCAAAGCUAAUGUAAAAUAAUGUAAAUAAAACAUGACAUCCUAAAGAAGGCCUAUUGCUAGGUGGCAUAGCGGGACGAGGUGUGAUAUCACAAUCUGACAUCACAAACCGUAUAUAUCAUUUGCCGAAAAUUAUAUAUACGGUUGGAUAAUUUCGUUUGUAAGUUUUUAAUUCUAUUAAUACGUUCCCACCAGUUGUGAUAAAUGCAAUAUUUUAAAGUAUUCCUGCAGUGUUCUAUUCAUAAAGAACACUACUUUCCCUCAUAACGCAGUCAAACAGUUGCUGCAUGGAGUGAAUAAUCGAUCUUAGAAAGGUCGAUGGGCCUAGUAACUUAGGUAACCUCCUAAGGGAUAGUUCGGGGAACACGCCUAGAAAAGUAAACAACUUUAGUAAGGUAUACCUUUCGAGUCUUCGUAAAACGCUAAGAGACACCGUUAUCGGGAAACCCUGGACACUUAUGAUUUUCAAGAGCAUUACCUUUAACUCUUCCCAAUACAUUUCCCUGGAAUUGUAAGAACAAUCUCAAUGACAUUUUAUAUGUUUUGCUGAAGUACUAAUUAUUUUUCGAUGACCAAAGUAUUGUUUGGACAAGCAGUCCUCCCUCAGAGCGGACAUUUUCUCUGAGUGCUGUGUGCCUGGCUGUACACACGAGUAGGCCGUGUUUUUGCUGUGUGUUUUUUCUGAGGACAGCUGUGUUUUAUGAGCGUCUUAUUUUAGACACCGCAAGUCACCAUGCCGCAGCACUGGAAACAUUGACUUAAGCUGACUCUUCAGGGCAGUUGUCUCAAACUCAUUGCCACAGAGGGCGGUAUGUAUGCAGGUUUUCAUUCCAACCUAUUAAUGCUGCCUUAAUUGAUUCCAAUUAUUACUCAUUCAGCCAUAUGCAUUUAACUGCAUGAAAUACAGUUAAAUAAGCACAGGACAUAGGUAACCGUUGUUAUUUAGACAACAGAACACAUUUAAUAUUAUAUACAUUAUGUGCACACCUAUUGCCCUAAAUUGAGCAAAUAAUUGAAGUAAUUAUGUAAUGAAUAUCUGAGGCUGGAAUAAAAAGCAGCACACGGCCCUCCACGGCAGACCACUGCUCAGUGUGGUUGCUCAGUGGGUGGGGAGAAGAGGGUGACUGUUCAGUUACAGCGACAAACUCUCUUAUGAGUAUGACAGAAUGUACAUUUUAUAUUGCUUAUGUGUGCAUGUAGUAGACUGCUGGUGCUGUAUGUGAAAGAACAGAUCACGGUGGUUCAACUAUCAAAUUUGAGUUUGUUAGUUGAGGCCAUUUUAAAGCCAAAGCAAUUUUGUGUGAACAUUUUUUCCCCUGUGGCUGUUUCUCAGUUAAGUUAUUUGUGUGAAAAGUUUCCAUUUGUGCAGAUGUCAGUUUACUCUGACACCACAUCACUUUGACUGAAUGUGAUACAGUUGAAAAGACACAGGUGGAAAUGAAAUGGCAAUAAAAAAGGAUUGAGUUUUAUGAA
Conger conger (European conger) is the source of this 10533-nucleotide messenger RNA. RefSeq names its product cardiomyopathy-associated protein 5-like. Bases 353 to 5671 code for a protein of 1772 amino acids. The record is from RefSeq and is a predicted model, not a curated record. NCBI's taxonomy places the organism in Eukaryota, Metazoa, Chordata, Actinopteri, Anguilliformes, Congridae. Gene Ontology annotation, molecular function: protein binding. The transcript is spliced from 13 exons.